AAUCCUCUAGGUUCUAACGGCCAUCAGGUUCCUGACGCAGCGGAUUCUCAGUGGUCUGAUCGCGACCUAGGCUUAGGCCGUCCUUAGUCGUGCGGCUCUCCCGUGCAUGAACGCUCUUCAGCGCUCUCGCCGUCUCUCCGCAUUCUUUCUAGGCCACCAUGCGAAUCCCCAGAUCCCUUUGACGCCAUGGCCUCGCUUCUCUAACUCUCAACACGCCUUAGCACGAUUUAGUAGCCCGCUCGUGUCGCCUUCUCUUCUCGAGAGCUCGGCCAUAAUGGCAUCGCUUUCCUCUCUUGCUGUGGCUUCUUCAUCCUCAUCCUCGCUACUGAGCUGUUCCGCGUCGUUGUCUCCCAGAUUCGCGGAGCUAAGAUCGUCGCCUGCGACAUGCGACACCAAAAGCAUGGUAUCUGCGACUAGAGGCCCUCUUACAUUCGCCCUGGUUGGGCAACUAUCGCAACUACCGCCUUCCCAGUCCUUCAUUCUCCCGGUCCAUUCGUUACAGUCACGUCAGAAACACUCGCAGCCUCGACGUUUCUCACCCGCGGCUGCUUAUAGCGAAGCCAGCCAACCAGGGUACCCGUAUUCCUUCUCUCGCGUUCCUAACGAAGCCUCCUUUAGCGCGGACGGCUCGUGGCCGGAUAACUUCAGGGUUUGGGAGAACGGUGGCGGAUUGGUCCACGUGGAGGCGGUGGUUGACAGCUCAGCAGUGGUCGAGCCGUCCGCAGUGGUUCAUUCCGAGGCUCGGAUUGGCGCGAAGACGAGGAUCGGAUCAGGAUCGGUGGUGGGCCCUUACGUGAAGAUUGGCGAGGAGACUACCAUCUGGUACAACGUGUCGCUCUCGAAUUGCACGGUUGGAGACCGCUGCCUGUUCCACAACGGCGUGCAGAUAGGGCAGGACGGGUUCGGAUUUUUCGUGGAUGAAGCGGGCAAGAUGGUCAAGAAACCUCAAACCCUGGGAGUGCAGAUAGGCAGCGAUGUGGAGAUUGGGGCCAACACAUGCAUCGACAGGGGGAGUUGGAGGGACACGCAGAUUGGUGACUUCGUCAAGAUCGACAACCUCGUGCAGAUCGGCCAUAAUGUGGUCAUCGGGCGCUGCUGUAUUCUCUGCGGGCAAACCGGCGUUGGCGGCUCGUCCACGCUUGGCGACUACGUGGUGCUGGCAGGGCAGGUGGGGGUGGCGGAUCACGUCACCAUUGCGGACAAGGUGCGGGUGGCAGCCAAGUCAGGCGUGGCGGCUGACAUCAAGGAGCCCGGGGACUAUGCUGGCUUCCCCACGGUGAAGGCAAGCGAGUGGCGUCGGUUGGUGGUGAUGGAGAGGAGAAUGAUGAAGGGGUCAGGGCCUGGAGCUGAUCGAUCUGCGCCAUCUUCCAAUGCACCUGGGAAGAAAGCUUGACAGCGAGUGCUUGUGGUUUGUAGACUUGUAGUUUGGCCAAGGCGAUGAAAGAAAAGCCAAUCAUUAGUUGAUGAUGCUCUUUGCAUGUGCUUGCUUCAUUAAAUUGAUGUUUCCUAA
Messenger RNA from Closterium sp. NIES-67, 1510 nucleotides. Lineage: Eukaryota; Viridiplantae; Streptophyta; Zygnematophyceae; Desmidiales; Closteriaceae. The record is from the annotation of a GenBank genome assembly.